UAGGAACUUCAGUCUCAAUUUUUAUGAUUUAGCAGUUGAUGAUUCGCAUGAUGAGGAAGAGCUCAAGCGUGGAUUAAAGAAGACCCCAGCAGAGGAGCAAUAAGAGUCUAUCAACCAGGAUCUACUUACUCUGAGCUCACGCAAUGCGACACUGAGACUCAUGCUGAAGUCAUAAUGUCGAAAUGUGUCACUAGCAAUUUGUAUGUUUAUUAUGCUGGGCACUCUUCCGAGCCUCUGGGAUAUGACGAUUGCCCGUUGAAGAUUCAAAAUAAGUUUCUCAAGUCCCUGGGCUAUGAUGACCCCGAGAGAAUACAGUUUGAAGGGACAAGGGAUGAUCUGCUGUACAUGUUCAAGUUUGUUGCUGGCAGAGAAGAGAAUAAAGCCGAUGAGAGGGUUCAACUAACAUGCACUGUCAAAUUCAAAGAGUCCAGUCCAUUCAGUUUCUGGUCUAAGAGGUUCUGUGUUCUGUGCGGCUGUCAGCUCCAUGUCUUCUCGUCCAGCACUCCUAAAGGGAAACCCUCUCUCACUCUUGAUCUUGCUGGUGGCAAUGUCAUUGAGUAUGAGACGAAGAAGCACUUGUACUGCGUUCAGAUCAUGUCGUCCAAGAAGACGGUUUUCCUCUCUUUUGAUAGUCGCUAUGAUCAGUCAGUCUGGCUUAAGAGAGCAGCAAAGGUUGUCACUAAGCAUCCAUUAGAAGCUGAUCUCUCUCGCUGUAGUCUUAACCGACUACCAAAAUACCUCUUCCUCAAUAAGAAUCUUGCUGCUCUCAAUCUCUCACACAAUUUCAUGCUUGAGCUGGUUGAAGAUUCUUCGGUAGCAUACCAACCCGAAGGCUGGAUCAACGAUAUUUAUCGCUUCUCAAAUCUCAAGAUCCUCUCCCUCAGUGAUAAUAAUUUGGUCCAUUUCCCAGUGUCUGUGUGCAACAUAGUGACACUAUCAGAGCUGGAUCUCUCUUGCAACAAGAUAAGAGUCAUACCACAGGACAUACAGAAGCUAAAAAA
Molecule: messenger RNA, 1001 nt
Organism: Amphimedon queenslandica
Lineage: Eukaryota; Metazoa; Porifera; Demospongiae; Haplosclerida; Niphatidae
Product: PH domain leucine-rich repeat-containing protein phosphatase 1-like
Exons: 3
Cellular component (GO): cytoplasm
Molecular function (GO): protein binding
Source: RefSeq, a predicted model, not a curated record